AUGCAUCUUUUCUUUCUCUUUUUCCAUGUCGUUCCUUUUCAUAAAAAAACCUCUUUCUUUUCUUCUCUUUCCAAGUCUUUGUCGUUCAGAAAUACCACUUUCUUUUCCUUCUUUUCAAGUCUCUUUCUCCUUUGUCAAUAUUUAGUUCCCAACUAUUCUUUUUUUCAAACUUUCUUUUUCGCUCUUUACAAAUUAACUACGCAUCUUCUAUUUUACUCCCUCCCUUUCCCAAGUAGUCUCUGUCUCUUUCUUAUUUCCACCCUCCCUCGUUCUUAUUUACUUUUCCCUUUUCUAAUCAUCCUCUCCGUCUCUUUUUGUCUUUUCCUUCACCAUAUAAUCUCUCAACCUUUCCCAUGUUACUUUCCUCUUAUCUCUCCUUUCCCUAACACAUCUUCUUUCAUUGUCUCUGAACUCCUCUUGAUUCCGUCACCAUGGAAACGGAUACGCCAAACGACUUCUUCGAACUCUAUAAUUCACAACCUUUUCUUCUCUCAACCUAUACCAACCCUCCGACACAUUACUGGAAUAAAAACUGAUUUUCAAAACCUGACAGUCGAAAUAAGCCAAAAAUUAGACAUAUGUGGCUUUCCAUUUUCAUUCUUUCUUUCUUUCUUUCUUUCUUUCUUUCUUUCAAAGAGCUUUUUCUUUUCGCAUCUGGUUCUUUUUUUCUUUCUUUCUUUCUUUCUUUCUUUCUUUCUUUCUUUCUUUCUUUUUUCUUUCUUUCUUUCUUUCUUUCUUUCUUUCUUUUCGCAUCUGGUUCUUUCUUUUUUCUUUCUUUCUUUCUUUCUUUCUUUCUUUCUUUCUUUUUUUCUUUCUUUCUUUCUUUCUUUCUUUCUUUCUUUCUUUCUUUCUUUCUUUAUUUCUUUCUGUCCAUGGAUUCUUCCAUUUUGCUAUCUCUUUCUCUCACUCUCUUUUUUCUUCGCUCCAAUUUGUCUUCAUUUUUUCUUUCUUCCUUUUUUUCUUUCUUCGUUCUGUUCAUCGAUUUUUCCUUUCUCUCUUUCUUUCCUCUAUGUAUUUAUCUUUUCUUUCUUUAUUUCUAUGGAGCCAUCGUCUUUUCUUUCUUUCUUUCUUUCUUUCUUUCUUUCUUUCUUUCUUUCUUUCUUCUAUCACUCCCUGUUUUCUUUCUUAUUCUUUUUUAUUUGUUCUGUCCAUCGAUUUUUCCUUCCUCUUUUCCUUCCUCUGUCCUCUUAUCCUUUCUUUCUUUCUUUCACCAAAAAUGUCACGAUUAUUUUCCGUUUCUUAAAUUUUUCGUUUUUAACUUUCUUUUCAUUUCUUCAAAUUCUCAAUUUUGCUCUGUUUCUUAUUUUCCUUUUCUCUUUUAAAUCGCUUCUUUUUUAUAUUGAUUUUUCUUUUGUCUUUCCCUUCACGCUUUCUAUUUUAAAUCGCUUCUUUUUUAUAUUGAUUUUUCUUUUGUCUUUCCCUUCACGCUUUCUAUUUUAA
Molecule: messenger RNA, 1440 nt
Organism: Acanthosepion pharaonis
Lineage: Eukaryota; Metazoa; Mollusca; Cephalopoda; Sepiida; Sepiidae
Source: the annotation of a GenBank genome assembly